AUGAAGCUUGUUAUCGCUGGAGCAAACGGAUUUGUGGGAACGGAGCUCGUCCGCCAGAGCUUGCGGCUACCCAGCAUCACAUCCAUAAUAGCUCUUUCCAGACGCCCCGUGGAUAUUGGAAACGGAGAUUCAUCUGCUGCCGAGAUAUCAAAGCUGACGACUGUUGUGGUUGGAUCUUAUGACACUUACUCUGACGACGAGAAGGCAGUCUUCGCGAAUGCCGAUGCUUGCAUUUGGACAGUAGCAAUCACGCCGUCAAGGUCCGAUGCCUAUGAGUGGGACGAGGUUCAACGCGUUUGUCUCCGCUCACCUCUUGUGGCUCUAAAGGCCAUGAUUGAUGCGCGAUCUGAGGCAGCAUUCGGCCCCAAUUCGAAGCCUAUUCGAUUUGUGUACAUGAGCGGCAUAGCCUCGGAGCGUGACCAAACCAAGACUCCCAGUUUCAAGCCUAAAUAUUCCUUGUUACGAGGUGAAGCUGAAAGUGCUAUUCUCGCACUCGCGGAAGAACACAGACCAAAAGUCGAGGUGUGCAUUGCAAAACCUGGUUGGAUUACUGCACCAAAUGAUUAUAUGAAGAUGGCUAUGGGGUUUGCAUUAAAAUGGGUUGCAUCCUUGCCAAGCAUCUGUGUCCAAGAGAUAUCCGCUGCGAUGCUUCACCAAGUUGUCAAUGGAUUUGAAAAGGAUACUCUGCUCAACGACGACUUGGCGGGGAUAGGUAGAGCCAAUAUGUAA
Molecule: messenger RNA, 729 nt
Organism: Colletotrichum siamense
Lineage: Eukaryota; Fungi; Ascomycota; Sordariomycetes; Glomerellales; Glomerellaceae
Exons: 3
Coding region: 1-729 (242 amino acids)
Source: RefSeq, a predicted model, not a curated record